This is a messenger RNA of Ostrea edulis (European flat oyster), 981 nucleotides long. RefSeq names its product glycosyltransferase-like protein gnt13. The record is from RefSeq and is a predicted model, not a curated record. The transcript is spliced from 2 exons. The coding region runs from base 1 to 981 and encodes 326 amino acids. NCBI's taxonomy places the organism in Eukaryota, Metazoa, Mollusca, Bivalvia, Ostreida, Ostreidae.
AUGCACACACUAGUGCAACAGCUAAGUACCCUAGAAAAUCUACCCGUCCAAUCACCACCAACAAAAACCACCACCACUAACGACAGCAACAGCACUACGAAAGAUAAAAACAACAACACAACCUAUGAUAAAAACGACCAUAGCACCAUUAUCGACAAAAACAGCAACAACAUCGUCAUUGACAAAAACUGCAACAUCAUCACCAUUGACAAAAACAGCAACAUCAUCACCGUUGACAAAAACAGCAACAACAUCGCCAUUGACAAAAACUGCAACAUCAUCACCAUUGACAAAAACAGCAACAUCGCCAUCGACAAAAACAGCAACAACAUCGCCAUCGACAAAAACAACAACAUCAUCACCGUUGACAAAAACUGCAACAUCAUCACCAUUGACAAAAACAGCAACAUCGCCAUCGACCAAAACAGCAACAACAUCGCCAUCGACAAAAACUGCAACAUCAUCACCAUUGACAAAAACAGCAACAUCAUCGCCAUCGACAAAAACAGCAACAACAUCGCCAUCGACAAAAACAACAACAUCAUCACCGUUGACAAAAACAGCAACAACAUCGCCAUUGACAAAAACUGCAACAUCAUCACCAUUGACAAAAACAGCAACAUCGCCAUCGACCAAAACAGCAACAACAUCGCCAUCGACAAAAACUGCAACAUCAUCACCAUUGACAAAAACAGCAACAUCAUCGCCAUCGACAAAAACAGCAACAACAUCGCCAUCGACAAAAACAACAUCAUCACCGUUGACAAAAACAGCAACAACAUCGCCAUUGACAAAAAAUGCAACAUCAUCACCAUUGACAAAAACAGCAACAUCGCCAUCGACAAAAACUGCAACAUCAUCACCAUUGACAAAAACCGCAACAGCACCCUUGAUGAUAAAUACAACAACAGCACUACUAAUGGCAGAAAUGACAGCACCAUUAACAAUGGAGAAAGGUACAACAAAACAAUCCCUGCCUAG